This is a messenger RNA of Fundulus heteroclitus (mummichog), 5600 nucleotides long. RefSeq names its product microphthalmia-associated transcription factor. Gene Ontology annotation, cellular component: nucleus. The record is from RefSeq and is a predicted model, not a curated record. The transcript is spliced from 10 exons. Gene Ontology annotation, molecular function: DNA-binding transcription factor activity, RNA polymerase II-specific; protein dimerization activity; RNA polymerase II cis-regulatory region sequence-specific DNA binding. NCBI's taxonomy places the organism in Eukaryota, Metazoa, Chordata, Actinopteri, Cyprinodontiformes, Fundulidae. Gene Ontology annotation, biological process: melanocyte differentiation; regulation of transcription by RNA polymerase II. The coding region runs from base 173 to 1720 and encodes 515 amino acids.
GUGACGGACUACAGAGCUCCUGGUCCGGGACAGAGGCGGCUCGCGUCGCGUUUGACGGCUGCUUUUACUCCGCCAACUACGGCGGUACAAAUAUCGUCCGCCCUUUUUUUUUUGUUGUUUAUAUUUAUUUGUUAAGGGCUUUAGCGCUUCUCUGAAGUUGACAACCGCGGCAAUGCAGUCCGAGUCGGGAAUAGUUCCAGACUUCGAGGUCGGAGAGGACUUCCAGGACGAGCCUAAAACAUACUACGAGUUGAAGAGUCAGCCCCUGAAAAACAGCAGCCCGUCGGAGCAGCACGGCUCCUCCAAGCCUCCGCUGAGCUCCUCGGCCAUGACAUCACGCAUCCUGCUGCGGCAACAGUUAAUGCGGGAGCAGCUCCAGGAGCAGGAACGGCGGGAGCAGCAGAGACAACAGUCCUCCCACUACCCACAAACCACAGCGACCCAGACCCCCGCCAUCAAUGUCAGUGUCCCUGUCAGUGUACCAGCUGGAGCACAGGUGCCAAUGGAGGUGCUUAAGGUCCAGACUCAUUUGGAAAACCCGACCAAGUACCACAUCCAGCGCUCCCAGCAGCAGCAGGUGAAGCGCUACCUGGGAAAGCUUGGUUCCCAGGUGUUGAGCUUGCCCUGCCCCAACCAGACCUGUGACCACGGGGGCAUGCCGCCAGGGCCAGGCAACAGCGCCCCCAACAGCCCUAUGGCCUUACUGACCCUCAACUCUAACUGCGAGAAAGAGAUGGAUGAUGUCAUUGACGACAUUAUUAGUCUGGAGUCCAGUUACAGUGAUGACAUCCUCGGCUUGAUGGAUCCUGGACUUCAGAUGGCAAACACGAUCCCUGUACCUGCUAACCUCAUGGACAUGUACGGUAAUCAGGGCAUGCCCCAGCAGGCACUGCCCAUCAGUAACUCCUGCCCUGCCAACCUGUCCAGCAUCAAAAGGGAAUACUCAGUGUCUCAAUCGCCGGCCAUUAUGCACAUGCUGGAUAAGUCUGGAUCCUGUGGGAAAUUUGACAACUAUCAAAGACCUGAAGGCUUCCCUGUGGAAGCUGAGGUAAGAGCCCUCGCUAAGGAAAGACAGAAGAAAGACAACCAUAAUUUGAUUGAAAGAAGACGACGGUUUAACAUCAAUGAUCGUAUCAAGGAGUUGGGAACUUUGAUUCCAAAAUCCAAUGACCCAGACAUGCGCUGGAACAAAGGCACCAUCCUGAAGGCAUCAGUGGACUACAUCCGAAGGCUGCAGCGCGAACAGCAGAGGGCCAAGGAGCUGGAGAACCGCCAGAAAAAGCUAGAACACGCCAACCGACAUUUGAUGCUCAGAAUACAGGAGCUGGAGAUGCAGGCUCGGGCUCACGGUCUGGCCAUCACAUCCUCAACACUCUGCCCUGCUGACGUUGGGGUGCGGCCCAUCAAGCAGGAGCCCUCUUUGGAGGACUGCCACCAAGACCUGUACAAGCUCCACACCCAUCCCCAACACCACGCCGCCUGCACUCCCGAGCAACCCAGCACGCUGGAGCUGAAGGAAGGUCCCUCCAACUUUCACGAUGGCCACUACAGCUGCCUUCACGGCGAAGCAGGAUCCAAACUUAAUGACAUCCUCAUGGAAGACAACUUAUCACCCGUCAGAGGUGGAGACCCUUUACUCUCUUCCGUAUCGCCAGACACUUCAAAGGACAGCAGUCGCAAGAGCAGUGUCAGCAUGGAUGAGAAUGAAGAUGGUUGUUAGCGCCCCCUUGUGGAGGAAAGCUCCUUUGAAUCUUUAAUCCCUCCAUUUUGCCAGAAAAACCAAGAGGCCAACACAGGUGCAGGUCUUCUUUGUUUUUUUUUGUUUUUUUUUACCUUCUCAUUUCUAGGUUUACAUCUUCCCUCCAUUUUUAUCCUUUUUUUUCUAUUGUUUGUGUCUUUCCAAGCGUUCAACCUUGAUUGCAAGGACUGAUUUGAAAGUAUCUUCUUUAAUCAAUGCUUUGAUGACAAUGAGUUACAAAAAAAAAAUAGUUUUUAUAUUUAAAAACUAUACAUUUAUCUUUCGAUAGAGAUUAGAUUGUGUGUGUUUUUUCUAUCGAUUCCAAAGAAUCUAGGGAACCUAUAAAUCACAGUCAGUGGUGUAGAUAUUUGUGGUGAAGUAAACGCCACUUUGAAAAUCAGUAGCAAUAAUAGAAGGAAGGAUAUUUAUUACUAUAGUGCUUUACACUCCUCGUGUCUUAGAUUGAACUUGAAUGUGUCGAUGCCUUAUUAAGAAGUGUGUACGUCAUUGUUGUAUUGCUAUGCACACAUUAGCUGAUUCUCUGUCAGUCUUCCAGAUGAAAUUGCUUACUUGAUGAAUAUUAAUCGUUUGCAGACUUUAUUCUAUUUAUUACGCUUUUUAGACAUCUUUUUAUGUAAUCACUCCCCUGGACAUGUAUUUAUACAAAAAAAAUAACUACCCAAAAUCUCCUUGGAAAUAUUUAUAAUGCACAAAUUCAACACAUUUGUUUAGUAUUAUGAGAAACAACCCAACUACAAGAAAGAGUUUCAGUACAUGCCUUUCAACUACAAAGUGCUCUUUAUUUUGACAGGGUGCAAUAGAUAAAUUGCCAAUACAUUCCUCACUGCCAAAACAACAAAACUACUAAAUAAUGAAACGUUUUCAAAAAUGUCCUCAAAUAAACCAGGAAAUGUAAGACUCUGUAUAUUUCUUAGCAGCAGUGAUCUGACACACACGAUCGUUAAAGAUAUUUUAGCACACGGUAAUGAAACACCGCAGAUGUUGCUCCCCAUCCACUUGAUUUUUUUUAUAUUAGUUAUAUUUAUACCACUUAAAUAACAUUUCAUUCAAGGUGUUCUUUUUUUCAAUAUGUGAAAUUUAUAAUGCCAAGGAGUAUAAGGAGACCGAGUUUGUAUGAAAUGCAUGAAAUUGUCCAAACACUGGAAUAACCUCUGUGAACUGAAAUGUAGUUUGUUAGGCUUUUGUGCCCAAACAUAAAUUUAACUUGACAUAUUUGACUUGUGACAUGCACAAUAUUUUACUUGAGAGUAGAGUACCUGAGGUACGCACUUGCUGUAUAUUUCUGCAGUUUGCAAAAGUUGUCGUAUGUUCCUGAAUAACCUUGUGCCAUUACUGAUACAGCGCAGUCUCCGUUUUGUCAAACUAUGCAAUGUUUGAAGUUGUGCCUGUAGCGCAUCAUGUCUUGAAAUUGUCAUUUAUGAAGUAGCUUUAGACAGUGAUAAUUUAAUUGCCAUUUCAUUUAAGUGCCUUCUGUUACCUUGAUGAUAUACGAGGACUGAUGCAAUAUUUUGUGACUGGUUAUGCUGGUAUUUGGUGCUUUGUAGACUAAACAAAUUGAGGUGUCGAAAUCCCCCAAAAAGUGACAGGAAAUUACUUUUGGUCAGUGUGAGACAACAAACUGUCUCAACUUAAGAACCACCAGGAAGGAUUUGCUAUAGCACUUCAGCACAUAUGUGUUCGGUAUUAAUAAAACAUAAAAUAUUUUAGAAAUUAGUAAGUAUACUUUAUAAAUAUAGCACCUUUAGCAGUGCUUCAGAAAGAGUAUAAAUAUUAAAACACAAUUAAAAAUAUCACAUGCUAAUUAACAGAUACCGAUAAUUAAAAACAAAUACAAAUAGUUAUUAUAGUAUUGAUAAACUUUACAUUGCACAAAAAUGUCAUGUAUUACUAUAUUCAGUUUUUUUGCUUAGCUCCUAGAUGCAGAAAAUGUUUAAUGGUCACAAAGUCUCAAGGUUUAUUUUUAGUAAGGAAAAAAUAGCUAGCUUGCUAGCAUUUCCCUGUUAGCUAAACCAACAGUGCCACAGGAAGUAUGACUCAAACAAUGUACCCUUUACAAAAGCUAACCACCCACCACUUCUCCAAAAACAACAUUGCCCUUAUUUCCAAAACAUGAAUUUUUUGGAAGAAUUACAUGGGAAAACAUCUGUAUUGUGGUUGGAAAGUUGUUCAGAUUAAAAUGGACCUCCAAAAAGAUCAAAAUCUAAUUACCAAUAGGGGUGUAUAUAGUAUUUUAUUUUGAUCAAGAUCUGACUUUCCACCCUAGGAAGUCCUCUGGCAUAGACUGUCAGGCCAGGAGAAGGUAGCAGAUAUAUAUGGGUCACCAUUAGCUAGACCAAUAUCACCAACAUAAAAACAUCAAUUAUUGUGGCUGAAAGGUUAAGAUCAAACAAAGCGAAGCUUAAUUUUCAUCAACUUUGUUUAGACUAAAUUUGGAAAAAGAUGUGUAAAAGUCAUAUUUUCCAAAUAUAUUUCACCCGAUAUUUUCUUGGCUAGAAAAAGACAAGGACUGAUUGACCUGAAAUUGCCAUGAAAAGGAUGUCCACAAACAAAAUAGUUUGGAGAGACACAAGAAACUGGGGAGUUUAUUUAAAGAUUACCAGAAAAAGCCAUCAGAAUAGCUAGCUAAAUGCACAUGAGAUUUUUUUUAAAUAAAAAGUCAAGUUGGGAAAUUUACAGCAAUAAAAAUAAUGUACAGCUUAUGGGAUGCAAUCAUGGCCACUUUACUUUGAGUUACUAACAGGUGACGUUUUCUGGAUUUUGGUAAAAAGCUUUUUAAAACUGCAUGGCCCCAUAGACAUAUGGGCCAGAUAAUAAUGUACUUUCUUAGGAUAAGUUUGUCCACUAAUCUGAAUUGUGACCAAAUAGCUUUCAAAUUAAAGAUCAUUCCCACUAACCUUAUUUAUAGUGUUCUUUUUACUCCCAGUUAGCAAAGGUUAGCAUAAACUGCUACAUUAGCUUAGUUAAGGAAUGUGCAAGCUGGUUUUAGCAUUUAGCUUAAAAAAAAAGACUACACUAGAACUAAAACACUGUUUUUUUUUGUUGUUGUUGUUGUUUUCAAAAACAUUAUACAUAUUUAUUUAUUACACAAACACUUUUAAACAUUAAUAUAUUGGGUUGUGUUCUUGUUUCUACAAUUACACCGAACAUUUAAAAUCUUUCUGACUGUAGUAUGAAUUUAAUUACGCAAUGUGCCAACAAUAAAAGAUGCAGUAUAUUUAUGCAAACUAUAAGUUACAAGUUUUGAGCUGCUGAUGGUUGCUUUUAUAAUCUUUUACAAGAAACAGAAGAUGUGAUGCUAAUAUGUAAAAUACAGUUUGUGGGAAAAUUAAUGGUUUGUUAAAAAAAAGUAUGAAGGACAUGACUCCAAGAAUAACCUAUUUUCUGUCACAAUUUAAUGUGCAUCACACAGUGUUACGAUCUAGUGAGUACACUCUGUACCAACUCAUUAAAGCCAGUAUAAAAGCUUGUAAGUGAACAUGGAGUCACUGCAGAUGGACCCUUAUGAUUGUAAGAUUUUUGGCUAUAAAACAUUAAUACACAACCUUGGAACCAAGAGCUACCUGCGGUUCAAAGUACGGUUCAAAGUUACUGUAUUGCACUCAGUUAUAUUGUGGUGUAUUUUAAAUCCACUAAUGAAGAACCAUUUUAUCCUGGUAUUUGAGUGUCUGCACAAGUUUAUUCCUGUGGUUCAUAAAGUGUUUUACUACAGUUUUCACUGUCACAGUUAUUAAAAGAUAAAUGUUGCAAUACUUACUGUGCCCACUGUUUUCAGAUUGGUUAACUCGUGCUCGGUACUUAAUGUUUAACUACUCUGUUAGAAAUAUUAAAAGAUUUAUUUGAA